Messenger RNA from Cyphellophora europaea CBS 101466, 1242 nucleotides. RefSeq lists its product as uncharacterized. Gene Ontology annotation, cellular component: endomembrane system. The record is from RefSeq and is a predicted model, not a curated record. Bases 1 to 1242 code for a protein of 413 amino acids. The transcript has 2 exons. Gene Ontology annotation, molecular function: acyltransferase activity. Lineage: Eukaryota; Fungi; Ascomycota; Eurotiomycetes; Chaetothyriales; Cyphellophoraceae.
AUGGACGCAGAUGGCUUGAAGAGACGUGUGCCUGAAGAUGUGAAGACAUCGGCCACAACCGUUGCAGACCAUGCCACGUCUGCGCCGCAACCACACCCUGCUGGCGAAGUCAAGCAUGGAGUCGGCAUGGAGAUAUUGCGUGUGCUACUCUUCACGUCUUGGUUUCUUUGCGUCGGUACAAGCAUCACCGUCACACAGCUUAUCGGCUCGCCGCUGUAUUACGUCAAUAGAGAUUAUUAUUAUGCCUACAUGGCUUUGACCAAGCAGUCAUUCGGGAUCCUGAUUACCACGAUAACUCAGUGGUUCAGUCCGACCGUCAUCCGAGUCAGUUGGGACCAGAGUGUGAGAGGACAGCUGCACAAGACACCCGACGGUAGACUCGAGACCAGCUUUCCCGAGCGUAUGAUCCUCUUGUCCAACCACCAGAUUUAUACCGACUGGCUGUAUUUGUGGUGGGCUGCAUACACCGGCAGGAUGCAUGGACAUAUCUUUAUCAUGCUCAAGGAGUCCCUCAAGUACGUCCCUAUCAUCAGCCCUGGAAUAUUGUUCUAUGGUUUCAUAUUCAUGGCGCGCAAAUGGACAUCGGACCAGGGCCGCAUUGCCUACCGUCUGCAGAAGCUGAAAUCUCGUCAUGGAGGUCCUUUGUCCGGGUCCGCCGGCCUCGAUCCGAUGUGGUUGCUCAUCUUCCCUGAGGGCACUAAUCUGUCGUCCAAUACACGAAAGGCUAGUGUCAAAUGGGCCAAGAAGCAGCAGAUACCGGAUUUGAAACAUCAGCUCCUGCCUCGCAGUACUGGCCUCCAGUUUUGUCUUGAACAGCUCGGUGAUUCGAUCGAGUGGGUAUACGACUGUACAUUGGCAUAUGAAGGCGUGCCGAAAGGCGAGUAUGCCCCAGAUUACUUCACGCUGCGCUCGAUUUAUUUCCAAGGACGACCGCCCAAGUCAGUCAACAUGCAUUGGAGGCGCUUUGCCGUUUCAAGCAUUCCCGUCAAGGAUGCCGACGGAUUUUCGGAAUGGCUGCUUGCACGCUGGAAGGAGAAGGACGAAUUGCUUGAAACGUUCUACAAUACGGGCAGAUUCCCCGUCGAUGCGGUGCAGGAUGGCGCCAAAGACGGUGGCUACAUCGAGACAGAGGUCAGAUUGCAGCGUUGGGUCGAGAUUGGACAGAUCUUUGUGGUGCUCGCCGCCCUGGCUCUGGUAUCCAACGUGUUGACCAAGCUUUACGAAAUGCUAUUCUCUAGAUGA